UCCGCCUUCACCCUCCAUUCCUGCAGCUCCUUUGCAGAGAGCGCUUCUUCGGGAUUUCGCCUUUGCAAUUGCGCGGGGCGGAGGCAUUGAGGGGGGGGGUGCAAGACGACCCGCUGCCCAAGGAGAAGGCUGUACCCCAUUGGCAGCACUGGUGCGAAUCUUGGAAACGUUUGUCCUCCACCGUCCCAAAAGGACUCCCUGGUGGACAUCAAGGAAGGAACCCCAGUUUGGGCCUGAGAUGGGAUAAGAACCCCUCCCAUGGCCUCCAGCAAAGCGAUCCGGAAAGAAAGGGGGGCUCCCUCGUCCCUGCACCUCCCAAUCCAGGCUGCUCAAGGAAAGAGAGUCAAAAUGGAGGAGAAGGAAACGGCCUGUGCCAAGCUGGCCGAGCGAGUCCAGAAGGAAUCCUGCGUCAUCCAGGCUGGUGGCCCCACGGAAAUACCGAGACGGGGGUCCCCACUGCAGAUCAAGCAGGAACCGGACGAGGGCCUGGCCCAGCGCUGGGAAGCCCAGUGGCAGAAUUUCUUGAAGAUGGUGCAGGCCCCGCAUCCUGGUUGGGGCUCGCCUCCGUUGCCAGAACUGGUGGCUUUUAGCGACUCCAAACGGAUCCAACCCACUGGCGGGACGACUCCGCAGGUCUUUGGCUGGAAAGUGAAGGAGGAAGUCUGCGAGGAAGAGAUGGGGAACACGGAGGCCCAGAGGCAGCUGUUCCGGCAUUUUUGCUACCAGGAUGCCGAAGGACCCCGCGAAGUCUGCAGCCGUCUCCGGGAGCUCUGCCACCGGUGGCUGAAGCCGGAGAGGCACACCAAGGAGCAGAUCCUGGAGACUCUGGUGCUGGAGCAGUUCCUGGUCAUUCUGCCCCCGGAGAUACAAGGCUCCGUCAGGGACCGGGGACCGGAGAGUUGUGCCCAGGCAGUGGCCCUUGCUGAGGGCUUCCUCCUAAGGCAGAAGGAGGCCCAGUUGGGUCAGGAUUGCUUUGAGGAAAUGACGGUGAAUCUUCCAAGGAUCCAUCAGGUCUGCCUGGGGGCCUCUCGAAAGCUAGGGGGCAGGCUGUUGAAUGAACAGGAGCGGCCACCUCUCUGGGCCCAAGAUUACCGAGAGUCUGCCGGCAGGACAUCGCUCCCAAAAAAUCAGGACAGCCUCUUGCCACGGCCCGGAUUGGGCAAAAUUUCGGAGAACGAGCUGAUGAGGCCCGAAAGAUCUUCGGGCUCCCUUCCGACCAAGCGAGGCUCCGAAGCGAUCCCGUGCAGAGUGGGCUACAAAGAUCUCGGCGGGAUCCUUUUCCAGGAGAGGAUCCAAGAGAGCCCCCGGCAGAAGCGCUGCGUCGUGCUCCGCCGGCGGAUCCACACGGAGGAGCGUCUCUACAAGUGCCAGGAUUGCUGGAAGAGCUUUGACCACCGUUCCCACUUCAUCCGCCACAAGAAGAUCCACACGGGCGAGAAGCCCUUCCAGUGCACCGACUGCGGGAAGAGCUUCAACCGGAACUCCAACCUCACCACCCACAUGCGGACUCACACGGGCGAAAAGCCCUACAAGUGCUUGGACUGCGGCAAGAGCUUCCGGUGGAGCUCGGAUUUCAUCGUCCACGAGCGGACUCACACCGGGGAGAAGCCCUACAGCUGUGCGGACUGCGGGAAGGCCUUCCGCCGCAGCUCCAACCUCACGGCCCACGAGCGGACGCACCGGGGCGAGAAGCCCUACAAGUGCUUGGACUGCGGGAAAAGCUUCACCCGAGGCCUCUACCUGAUUGCACACAAAAAGACGCACUCGGGGGAGUGAGCGGGCGCGAGCGAGAAUCGGUUAGCGGUGCGUCCUCCUUGGACUUUUCCUGGGGGGAGGAGAGUUCAUCAAACGUUUCAUCUGAAUUGCAUCCACGGCAGUUUUCAGCUCAUCGUGGGAGGGUGGCGGUGGGGAACAAAACGAUCACUCCUGGGUUUGGGUUCAGGGCCCUGUCAGCAUAUCUCCAGAUGACCCGGUGAUGGAUGAGAUCCACGGUAGUCUCACCCCCGUGCAAGGUUGGCCCACUGAAGUUGCAAAAAAAAAGUCAGCCGGAAUUCAUUUCGGCAGACGGUCCUUCUGGCAAAUCCUUCGCCCCAAGUCCGAUUGAUCAGUUUGGAGAAUAGGUCAAUUCGGCCUACGAUAACCACGCUGGGGAUGGCAGCUUCUCUCAAGGACGUGACUCACUACGGUGUGAGCAAUUUGAAUUGCCCAAAACCAAAAUCGGGAGAGAGCUGGAGACGAGCAAGGCCUUGUUAGGAAGACUGGUUAUUCUGGGCUAAAUGGUUUCUCCCAUCGUGAAGCUGAGGGAAAGUCUUUUAAUUUUUAGAUUGGCUGCAGUGCAGUGCUGCGGAUUUCAACCCCAAAAGGAUUUUGGAGCAGCGGAGAGACCUGCUUAACCCCCUUAAGAGCAGGGAUCUCCUAAUUUGGCCACUUUUAAGACUUGGGGACUUCAACUCCCAGAAUUCCAGCAUGGCCGGCUGAGGAAUUCUGGGAGUUGAAGUCCAUCAGGCUUAAAAGCGGCCAUGUUCGGAGACCUCGGAUUUAGAGCAACCAUUGCUGUUUCUGUGGGGCAGCUGCAGAAGACCAUAAUGCCCAGCACCAGCUGCCUUUAGGGGGGUGGCAGACCAGGGCUGUUUGCACUUAAGAGAAACCUUUUUGGGAUUUAGAUCCAGAGAGCACUGCUCAGCUUUCGUCUUUUGAUCCGCUUGUCAUGUACCAGCAAGGAAGUAGAACCUCACUGUUGGGUCAUUUUGGUUCUUCUCAAGUGAUCUCCUCUUGGCUGCAGCCCACCCCUCUGUAUUAUGGGCAUAGUAGUACUGAUUUACCAUAUAGUGUUUCAACCUUGGAGGCUUUAAAGAUGUGUGGACUUCAACUCCCAGAAUUCCCCAGCCAGCAAAGCCUCCCCAAGGUCGAGAAACAUUGCCAUAUGGUUCACUCUGAAGAUUACACUCCUAUUUCAAGAUAAAUAUGCGUGAAGGGCUUUCCUUGCUCAAAAGUGCUAUACAAAGGCCAAGUAUUUAUUAUAAUUAUUAUUUUUUAUGAUUACCUGUCUCUUUUGGGAAGCUGGGGUGGGGGGGUCGGAUUUAAGAUAUUCGGCGUGCCAAGCAGCGCCUCGGCAAAUAAAUUCUGCUUUUUGAUAGCUAUUCUGCUGUUCCAUGCAAAUGUGGCUUUUUAGCUUUGGGGAGGUGCCGAAAGAGGCUUUCGCUUCAAAAAGGGGAGGAAAAAAAAACCAGGGAAAAGGAGCAUUCCUUCCUAGUCUUCAUGGAGAAGGAGGAGGAGGAAGAAGAGGGAUGAUAUGUCUAGCAAAUGCAGAAUAAAUCCAAUAAGCAAAUAUGAAAAGUCUGUCUAGUUUAAUCUGGGGGUAGAAAAAUCUGAAUGGCUAAAUCCAUAUUAGGGUACUACAGAAUUGAGUACCACAAUUGAGCCCAAGAUUUAUGUUGCCAAGCAAGACAGUUGUUAAGUGAGUUUUGCCCCCAUUUUACUUCUUCUCUUGGCCCAGCUGUUAAGCGAAGCAUUGCAGUUGUUAAGUUAGGAACUCGGUUGUUAAGUGAAUCUGGAUUCCCCAUUGACUUUGCUUGGUCAGAUUGUCGCAAAAGGGGAUAGCGUGACUGCGGGACACUGCCACCGUCGUAAAUACGGAACAGCUGCCAAGCCUCUGAAUCACGUGACCACGGGGAUGCUGCAAGGGUCGUUAAGUGUGAAAAAGGGUCCUAAAGUCCCUUUUUCUCCAGUGCCGUUGUAACUUUGAACGGUCACUAAGCGAAUUGUUGUAAGUCGAGGACUACUACUGGUUCUACCAGCUCGAAUCACAAAAUAAUAUGCAACUUUUUUUUCAAAAUGGUUUGCUCAGGCAGAUCAACAAAACAAACCACAACCAAGGAGGGAGGAAAGUCACCGUCUAUCACUGGGCACAAUCAGGAACAGUACUGGGACUCCUCGAUUUAAGACUAUUAAAUUGUGACCGUUGUAAAUCAAGUCACCCAUACGGCCGAUCCAAUUUUAUGGGGGUUUUUUUGCAGCAGCUGUCAGAACUCUGGAACAAGGUUGUAAGAACUUCAAGAGAGGUCAAUUAUACAGAUAGUCCUCGACCUACGACCACAAUUGAGCCCAAAAUUUAAGUGAGACAUUUGUUCAGUGAGUUUUGCCCCGUUUUACGACCUUUCUUGCUACAGUGCUUAAGUGAAUCGUGGUUAAGUGACUACCUGUAAAACCAGUGCAACCCCCUAACCUACCCCCCAAAAUUUAGCAUAGUAGUCCUCUACUUACAACCAUUUGUUCAGCUACUGUUCAAAAUUGCAACAGCACUGAAAAAAUACCUCACACUUACGACCAUCAGCGUCUCUGCAACCACGUGAUCAGGAUUCGGACUUGCCGAAUAACUACAUGCAAGUGACACAUAGUUAUGACAGUUGCAAAACCGCAGGGUCAUGUGAUCACCAAGUUUGGAACUUCCCAGAUGAUUUCCAACAAGCAAAGUCAAUAGGGGGAAGCUGAUUUGUUUAACGACUGUGCAAUUCACCAUGCUUCGCUUAAAAACAAAGGCCAUAAGGUCGUAAAAUGGAACGCAACUCAACCGCCUCGCUUAGCAAUGGAAAUUCUGGUCUGGGUUGUGGUUGUAAGUCGAGGACAGCCCGUACUGUCGCUGUUAACUAUUUGUGCAACAUCCCUCAUUGUAGCAUUGACGAAAGGAAUGAGCAACCAUUUGUGGCUGUCAAUCAUGCGAGGUGAUAACCUGGCCAUAGCGAGUCGGGCGGCCAUUUUCCUGCAAUGCUUGUAGCCCUCUUAAUUGGAAGAAUCUGAUUGGCUCCUGUAAGGGACAGAACAUUCAAUUAGAACAGUGCUUUUCAAACUUGGCAAAACACGUGGACUUCAACUCCCAGAAUCCUCUAGCCGCCAUGCUGGCUAGGGAAUUCUGGGAAUUGAAGUCCAGGCCUUAAAGUGGCCAAAUUUGAAACACGCUGAACUAGUAAUAAGACUGUAUGCCCAAGUUCCACCCUCAGAAAAUUUCAAGUGUGUGUCAAGAAGAGUCCUGAACUGGCAUGGACAGGGAGAAGAGGUAAACUCUGAAUGUAGCAUUAUUUUUAUUUAUUUAUUUUUUUUGCACCUAUCCGCCUCUGCACAAGUCGUCGCCUCUGAAUGGCUUCCCAGGACAUUGUUCACAACCUUCUUGAAAUUCGCUUGACGCACAGUGCUACUAGUCCUCAUGAAAGUUAGAAAACGGUUGAGUCAACAUUUUCAUGAGAUUUUGGCAGGGGUCUGUUCUGUGAGCUUGCUGUUUAGCUCCUGGACGUUUUGUUACCAGACUAGGUAACAUCUUCAGUAGGAGUGGGGGGGUGGGGGUGUUGGCUGAAGUACCUUGUUCAUUUAUAUAGGUUAGUGAUGGCUAACCUUUUCCAGACUGAGUGCCCAAAGCGCGUGAGCGUGAACCCCCCAAAUGCAAUGCAUGCAUGGCCCCCAUGCAUGCACGCGUGACCUGUGCUUUGCGUGACCCCGUGCAUGCACCCUGCCCCUUUGCACCCCACGCAUGUGUACAUGGCCCCCACAUGCACCUGUCCCCCGCAUGCACUCCACCCUCACGCAUGCGCGGCAGAGACCCAAAAACCAGCUGGCUGGCGGGAGGUGCCUGCGCAGCUGAGCUGGGGCGAUGGCCCACAUACCCACAGAGAGGUUCGCCAUCACGGAUAUAGGUCGUGAAAUGGUCGGUUGGUCUUGUGACUGGUCAAGGUACUUCACCCCAAAACCCCACAGAUGAUGUUACCCAGUUUGGUAACAAAACGUCCGGGAACUAAACAGCAAGCUCGGAGAACAGACCGUGGCCAAAACCUCAUGAAAAUGUUGAAUCCCUGCAUCGUGAGGCACUUCUGCUUGUCUCUCGAGCCAACGCGGUUCAUCUGUAUGAAAUGUAUUCUUCCCGCUUCUUUCGCUCCCUUGUUUUCCGUCCGUCCCUCCUCUUUUAACUAUGGAAUCCCCGCAAAAGGCUUUAUAAUAAAACAUGCUUUCCUCCC
Messenger RNA from Pantherophis guttatus, 6002 nucleotides. Its product is annotated as zinc finger protein 232-like. Gene Ontology annotation, biological process: regulation of transcription by RNA polymerase II. Gene Ontology annotation, molecular function: RNA polymerase II cis-regulatory region sequence-specific DNA binding; DNA-binding transcription factor activity, RNA polymerase II-specific. NCBI's taxonomy places the organism in Eukaryota, Metazoa, Chordata, Lepidosauria, Squamata, Colubridae. The record is from RefSeq and is a predicted model, not a curated record.